This is a messenger RNA of Leucoraja erinaceus (little skate), 2006 nucleotides long. RefSeq names its product transmembrane 9 superfamily member 1 (gene tm9sf1). Lineage: Eukaryota; Metazoa; Chordata; Chondrichthyes; Rajiformes; Rajidae. The record is from RefSeq and is a predicted model, not a curated record. Gene Ontology annotation, cellular component: membrane. Gene Ontology annotation, biological process: protein localization to membrane.
CUCACGGCCGGCGGGGGGAGGAAUGGGAGCGGGAAGCCCGAGGCUUGGGUUCGGCAGCGGGCGGGCGGCGCUGCUGCUGAUGCUUCUCCUGUGCGCGGUGACGGUGACGGCGGCGGCGGACGGAGCCGGAGCCAGGGAGGAGGGUGAAGCCGGAGCCCCUGCCCCUGCCCCGGCCGGCGGUGGCCGCUACGCCGCCGGCCAGGAGGUGCCCGUGUACGUCAACAAGGUGGGCCCGUACCACAACCCGCAGGAGACGUAUCACUACUACAGCCUGCCCGUGUGCCGGCCCGACCGCGUCCGCCAUCGCAGCCUCAGCCUGGGCGAGGUGCUGGACGGCGACCGCAUGGCCGAGAGCCUCUACCGCAUCGCCUUCCGCAAGGACCACUCCCGCCGACAACUCUGUCAGCUCCAGCUCGACGCCCAGCAGAUCGAUCAGCUGAAGGAGGCAGUGGAGGAGCUGUACUACUUUGAGUUUGUGCUGGACGACCUGCCUGUGCGUGGCUUUGUGGGCUACCUUGAGGAGAGCACCUUCCUGCCGCACACGCACAAGGUGGGGCUUUGGACCCACCUGGACUUCCACCUGGAGUACAACGGCGACCGGCUGAUCUCGGCCAACGUCAGCAUGCGCGAGUCGAAGCCGCAGAGCCUGGACGAGUUGCGGGCGCCGGCCGCCAUGACGCACACCUACAGCGUGCGCUGGCACGAGACGGCGCUGCCCUACGAGCGGCGGCAGGACCGGCUGCGCGACGCCAGCUUCUUCCCCCGCUCGCUGGAGAUCCACUGGCUCUCCAUCAUCAACUCCAUGGUGCUGGUCUUCCUGCUCACCGGCUUCGUCCUCGUCAUCCUCAUGCGCGUCCUGCGCAACGACUUCGCCCGCUACAACCUGGAGGACGACGGGGGGGCUGGCGGCUCCGGGGGGCUGGGACCCUCUCCCCGCGACGACUUUGAGCAGGCCGACAACGGCUGGAAGAUCAUCCACACUGACGUCUUCCGCUUCCCCCCCCACAAGAGCCUCCUCUGCUCCGUGCUGGGGGUGGGGGCACAGUUCCUGACCCUGGGGACAGGCAUCAUCGUCAUGGCGUUGCUGGGCAUGUUCAACGUACACCGGCACGGCGCCAUCAACUCUGCCGCCAUCCUCCUGUACGCCCUGACCUGCUGCGUGUCCGGCUACGUGGCCAGCAACUUCUACCGCAAGCUGGGCGGCAAUCGCUGGGUGUGGAACAUCCUGCUCACCUCCAGCCUCUUCUCUGGCCCCUUCUUCCUGACGUGGAGUGUGAUCAACACUGUGCACUGGGCGAACGGCUCCACCCAGGCCCUGCCGGCCACCACCGUGAUGUUGCUCCUCACCGUCUGGGUGCUGGUCGGCUUCCCGCUCACCGUCAUCGGCGGCAUCGUGGGCAAGAACAGCGCCACCAGCUUCGACGCCCCGUGCCGCACCAAGAACAUCGCCCGCGAGAUCCCCCCGCCGCCCUGGUACAAGGGGGGGCCCGUCCACAUGACCAUCGGGGGCUUCCUGCCCUUCAGUGCUAUCUCGGUGGAGUUGUACUACAUCUUUGCCACGGUGUGGGGGCGUGAGCAAUACACACUGUACGGGAUUCUCUUCAUCGUCUUCGCCAUCCUGCUGAGUGUGAGCGGCUGCAUCUCGGUGGCGCUCACGUACUUCCAGCUGUCGGGGGAGGAUUACCGCUGGUGGUGGCGCUGUAUCUUCUCCACCGGCUCCACCGGCCUCUUCAUGUUCCUCUACUCCAUCUUCUACUACCAUCGCCGCUCCAACAUGUCCGGGGCCCUGCAGACCAUCGAGUUCUUCGGCUACACAUUCCUCACCUGCUACAUCUUCUUCCUCAUGCUGGGCUCCGUCUCCUUCUUCACCUCCUUGCAGUUCAUCCGCUACAUCUACGUCAACCUCAAGAUGGAUUGAAGACUUCCUCCUCCUCCUCCUCUCUCUAGCCCAGGUAACUGGCCCUCCCCUCCAUCUCCACCUUCCCUCCACCUUCCCCUCGCCUCCA